Molecule: messenger RNA, 2452 nt
Organism: Durio zibethinus
Lineage: Eukaryota; Viridiplantae; Streptophyta; Magnoliopsida; Malvales; Malvaceae
Product: tubby-like F-box protein 3
Source: RefSeq, a predicted model, not a curated record
AUUGUAAGACUUUUGUUUUUUACUGGAAAGGUAAGAAGGGAAGCCAAAGUUCAAACCAAAGCCGGUUCAGGGCGGCCUUAGGAUUAGGAUCAGACAACGGGGCAAUGUUGGAUAAGGUGCAGAUGGGACCCAUUUCUCCCACUGAAAUUCUGGUCUAAGACUCUGAGUCUCUUGCCCCCAGCUUCACACAUCACCGCACAAGAAACCGCACCAAACCCAAACAACACACACAAAAAAAAAGGAAAGGUCCUAACUUUCUCCCCUCCUGCACCUGCAGGCUGCAACCGCCUCUGUCUCUCUGUCCAAGGAGCUUGGAUUUCAUCGGAACCAAAAUCCGGGUUGACCCCACGAUCCGAAAAGGCGAUCCAUGUUGACUAGGAAUUUCUUGCUUGUGCUUUGAUCUUUUUAAGGUGUUAGUGAUGGCGGUAAUCUACAUUGUUUUGGAGGGGAAUUGGUGAUGAACUGAUGAUGUGGUGCUGACUCACUUCAAUUUUUGAAAUUUUUUUCGACUUAUUAUACUUUCUGGUUCUGGAUCAUGUUCUUUAGUGCUUAUUAACUAAUUUGUGUAUGAAGUUUGAGAGUUUUUGGAAUGUGGGUUGAUUAGACUCUUGGAGGAUUUAACUGUACAAUGCAAAACAUUAGUGCUUUUUAGGUUAUACUUUUGUGUAUGAGAGCUGCGAUUUUGGGGAUUUUAUGGUGUUUGGUGUUGAGAAUUAUAGGAAAAUUGGAUGCUUUUUAGGUACAUUGUUGAGUUAUUUGAAGCUUUAUAGGUGAAGUGCAUUAUUAAGCUGUCAUUGGAUUUUAGAGGAUUACGUGUAAGGAGGCAUCAAUGUCGUUUAAGACCAUUUUCCAGGACAUGAAGGGGGAGUUGGGGAGUAUAUCCAGAAGAGGGUUUGAUGUGAAGUUUGGAUUUGGAAUGAAAUCGAGGUCAAACAGGGUAGUUCAGGAUAGCUCGGUUCCAGUUGAUACAUUCAAGCAGAGUUGUUGGGCAAACACGCCGCCUGAGCUUUUGAGGGAUAUAUUGAUGAGAAUAGAGGCAUCAGAGAGUGCUUGGCCUCCACGAAAGAAUGUGGUUGCUUGUGCUGGUGUAUGUAGGAAUUGGAGAGAGAUUAUGAAGGAAAUUGUGAAAACCCCAGAUAUUUCUGGCAAGUUGACAUUCCCAAUCUCAUUGAAGCAGCCUGGUCCAAGGGACUCCCUCCUUCAGUGUUACAUAAAACGGAAUCGUAGCAACCAAACAUAUUAUCUAUACCUUGGCUUGAAUCAAGCUUCUAAUGAUGAUGGAAAGUUCCUUCUUGCUGCAAGGAAGUGCCGCCGCACUACCUGCACUGAUUAUAUCAUCUCAUUAAAUGUCAAUGAUGUGUCAAAAGGAAGCAGUACCUACAUCGGAAAAUUGAGAUCAAACUUUUUGGGGACCAAAUUCACCAUCUAUGACGUACAGCCUCCAAAUGCUGGAGCCAAAGUUACUAAAAGUUGCUCAACCAGGCUAAUAAAUGUGAAAAAAGUUUCUCCUCGUGUCCCAGCUGGCAACUAUCCUGUAGGCCACAUCUCAUAUGAGUUGAAUGCCCUGGGUACCAGAGGUCCAAGGAGAAUGCAGUGCAUCAUGGAUGCCAUUCCUGCUUCUUCUAUUGAGCCUGGAGGUGUUGCUCCCACACAGACUGAAUUCCUACACGGUAAUCUGGAUGCCUUUCCAUCACUGCCGUUCUUUAGAUCAAAAUCAACCUGUGCAGAGAAUUUCCAAUCCAGAUCUUUGUCUGGCCAGAAAGAUGGAAUGCUGGUGUUGAGGAAUAAGGCACCCAGGUGGCAUGAACAACUCCAGUGCUGGUGUCUGAACUUCUACGGACGAGUGACAGUUGCUUCAGUCAAAAAUUUUCAGCUGGUUGCAUCUCCAGAGAAUGGUGUUGCUGGGCAGGAACAUGAGAAUGUCAUUCUCCAGUUCGGAAAAGUGGGGAAGGAUGUAUUCACUAUGGAUUAUCAGUAUCCAAUCUCAGCUUUUCAAGCAUUUGCCAUAUGCCUUAGUAGCUUUGACACUAAGAUUGCUUGUGAGUGAUUUCAAACAGAAGUAUCUUGCCAAUCCUGCCACGAGGCACUUUCAAUUAGCAUAGUAAUUGUAAGUUCGUAAUCCUGCAUUUGCUUGUGGAUCUUGAAAUAGUUGAAGCUCCUGGUUUUCAACUGCAGGUAUUGCCUGAUGCAAAAUAGUUGGUUUGCAAGGUAAUAGUCAUGCUAUGGACUUGGAAUGAUCUGCGACAAAGUUUCUAGGUACUUCAGUGCUUUCUGUUUUCUAUAUGAGCAGUUAGGAUUUAACUUUUUAGUUCGUUGCUGUACAUGUAAUUGUUUGUGUUAAGAGCGAGACAUGACCGCUAUACGUUGGUUGCAUGCUUUGCUAACAUGCUCGUCUCUUUGAUCAUUGAUUGUAGUGGUUUCUUGAAUUUGUUUAUGGAUUCCCUGUUGGACA